AUGAGUGUUUCCACUGCCAAGAGGUCACUGGAUGUCGUUUCUUCGGGUUCUUUAGCGGAGUUUGAGGAUUCAGAAUCUCGUCACGAUGAGACAGAAAAUGAGCAUAGACAUAAUGGUACAGGCGAUAACGAUGAUAACGAGCAACCAAAGAGGAAGGGUACCAAAACUGGUAAAAAGCAAGAUUUGGAUCCUGAAACUAAGCAGAAGAGGACUGCCCAAAAUCGAGCUGCCCAGAGAGCCUUUAGGGAACGUAAGGAGAGGAAGAUGAAGGAAUUGGAGAAGAAAGUACAGAGUUUGGAGAGUAUUCAGCAACAAAAUGAAGUGGAGGCUACUUUUUUGAGGGACCAGUUGGUCACGUUGGUGAACGAGUUAAAAAAAUAUAGGCCAGAAACAAGAAAUGACUCAAAAGUGCUGGAAUAUUUAGCAAGGCGAGAUCCUAAUUUACAUUCCUCAAAAAGUAACGCUAAUCACAACAAUAAACCAAUUGUCACACCUAAUGAUGAUAUACAAGAAAACGUAAAACAGAAGAUGAAUUUCACGUUUCAGUAUCCGCUUGAUAAGGACGAUGACGACAGUAAAAAUGUGGAAAAACAAUUACCUUCGCCAAAUGAUCCAAGCCAUUCGGCCCCUGUGCCUAUAAAGCAGACACAAAAGAAAUUAAGUGACGCUACAGAUUCCUCCAGUGCUACUUUGGAUUCCUUUUCAAAUGGUAACGAUGUUCUUAAUAACACACCAAACUCCUCCACCUCGAUGGAUUGGUUAGAUAAUGUGAUAUAUACAAACAGGUUUGUAUCUGGUGAUGAUGGCUGCAAACGUAAAACUAAGAAUGUGGACAGUAAUAUGUUCUCUAACGAUUUCAAUUUUGAAAAUCAGUUUGAUGAGCAAGUUUCUGAAUUUUGUUCGAAAAUGAACCAAGUCUGUGGAACGAGGCAAUGUCCCAUUCCUAAGAAACCUGUCUCUGCUCUUGAUAAAGAAGUAUUCGCGUCAUCUUCUAUAUUGAGUUCAAAUUCUCCUGCUUUAACAAAUACUUGGGAAUCACAUUCCAGUAUUACAGUUAAUACUCCUGCUAAUGUCACCGCUAAUGAUACCGCACACGGAAAUUCUCUCUCCGGUUUCGGCCAACUCGGUUUCGAUGUGACUGCGAAUCAUUAUGUUGUGAAUGAUAAUAGCACAGGUAGUGCUGACAACAAGAACAAGAAUAACGCGAAUAAUAAUAAUAAUAAUAAUAAUAAUAACAAUAACAAUAACAAUAACAAUAACAAUAAUAAUAACGACAAUUUACUUCCAUUCAUAUCCGAGCCACCAUUCGACAUGAAUCAAGUCACUAAUUUUUUCAGCCCGGGGUCAACCGACAUUGGUGCCUCUAACACUAAUCCAAACCUACUGCAAAACAGUAGAGAGGAUAUACCUUUUAUCAAUGCAAGUCUGGCUUUCCCAGACGACAGUUCAACUAAUAUUCAACUACAACCUUUCUCUGAAUCUCAAUCUCAAAAUAAGUUUGACUAUGACAUGUUUUUUAGGGAUUCAUCGAAGGAAGGUAACAACCUAUUUGAAGAAUUUUUAGAGGAUGAUGAUGAUGAUGAUGAUGAUGAUGAUGACGGUGGUAAAAAAGCAGCGAAUAUAUCUGACGAUGAGUCGAGUUUGAUUAAAAACCAGUUAAUUAACGAAGAACCCCAACUUCCGAAACAAUGCCUACCAUCAACGCUGGAAAAGAAAAGUGAAACUUCACAAAAAAAAAUGGACAGCGGUGUGCAGGAUGCUAACAAGAUUAAUAAUGGCAGUGAUAACGAUAACGAUAAUGAUGUUGUUCCUUCUAAGGAAGGCUCUCUACUAAGGUGUUCGGAGAUUUGGGACAGAAUAACAACACAUCCAAAAUACUCAGAUAUUGAUGUUGACGGAUUAUGUUCUGAGCUAAUGGCAAAGGCAAAAUGUUCAGAAAGAGGGGUUGUCAUCAACGCAGAAGACGUUCAAUUAGCUUUGAAUAAGCAUAUGAACUAA
Messenger RNA from Saccharomyces paradoxus, 1998 nucleotides. RefSeq names its product DNA-binding transcription factor YAP1 (gene YAP1). The coding region runs from base 1 to 1998 and encodes 665 amino acids. Gene Ontology annotation, molecular function: transcription cis-regulatory region binding; DNA-binding transcription activator activity, RNA polymerase II-specific. The transcript has a single exon. Gene Ontology annotation, cellular component: RNA polymerase II transcription regulator complex. Lineage: Eukaryota; Fungi; Ascomycota; Saccharomycetes; Saccharomycetales; Saccharomycetaceae. The record is from RefSeq and is a predicted model, not a curated record.